AUGGAAGAUAAUGGAAAAUAUUCUGUAUAUGUUUGUUUGGAUACUGGAGAUGUUGUGAAUAGUUUUCCAAGAGAUAGUAAUUUAACAUACAAAGGAUUUACUGAUGUAAGUUUUGCGUCAGAAGUUUCAGUUAGACUUGUUAGUUUUUAUAAUAAACUUAAGGAAGAACGAGAGAAAAAAGAUCCAGAAUAUUUUUAUAUCAAUAUCGUUCAACAAACUAAGAAGAAACUUUUAGGAAAAACCAUGGUAGCGAUUUAUAGAUUAGAUUCGAAACUUGAGAAGAGUGAUGUUACACUUAUUGAUCGUGUGGAAGACGAUGGUCAAAAUACCAAUUCUUUAUAUUUAUCAUAUGAUCUUAUUAAACGAAGUAUUGUUAGUAAAGAACAAUAUAAAGAUAAAAAUAUUAUUAUAAUUAGUAAUAAUUCAGCAUUAUCAAAUAUUUUUAAAUAUAAAUUUUAUAAAUGGUCAACUAAUAAUUUUAAAAAAGGAGUUGAUGUCGUUACUGAUGAAGAUUAUGACGGAAUUUCAGAUACGGAAAAAAAUGAAAAAUUAACUGAAUUUUCAUAUAUUGAUAAUGCAGAUCUUUUAAAGGAUAUUUUAAAAUAUAUGAAAAUUAAUAAUAAUACUAUUAAUGGUCUUACUUCAUUUAAGGAAGUUUCACAUAUUAUUGAUAAAGUUAGACAAAGGAUUAAUAGUAGUGAAAGUAAAUUUAAAAAUAAAAAAAAUAGAAAGUGA
Molecule: messenger RNA, 735 nt
Organism: Dentiscutata heterogama
Lineage: Eukaryota; Fungi; Glomeromycota; Glomeromycetes; Diversisporales; Gigasporaceae
Source: the annotation of a GenBank genome assembly